AUGUCGGCAGUUGAUGAAGCAAACCACAAAAAGCGGAAGUUACCAGAGGUAUCCGAGAUCGAGAUCGACGUCUCUGCUCCUGAACCCCCAUCGAAAAAAGCGUUGCGUAAAGCAAAGAAGAAAUCUGCCGAGGCUCCACCAGAGACUACUACUAGCGAACAGAAGACGGAAGUCGCUGCAGACCAUGAAGAAAAUUCCAAGAAACGCUCAGACUACGGCAUUUGGAUUGGAAACCUAGCGUUUUCUGUUGGUAAAGAUGACCUACGCAAAUUCUUUACAAGCAACUGUUCUUUCACGGAAACUACGAUCACUAGAAUACAUUUACCGAAGCCAUCGGAAAAGAAUGGUAGAGCACAAAAUAAAGGAUUCGCAUAUGUUGAUUUCUCCAACCAGAAGGCCACGACUGAGGCAUUGGGGCUGAGUGAACAACUCCUAUCUGGGCGCCGUGUGCUUAUAAAGGAUGCAAAGAAUUUUGUCGGUAGACCAGAAAAGUCUCAACAGGAAAAUCAGAAGGCUGGCGCUGCUGGGUCGGCCUCUGGUAACCCUCCCUCCAAGCGUAUAUUCGUCGGCAACCUUAGCUUUGACGCCACAAAAGAGAUCAUCGAGGAGCACUUUGGAAAAUGUGGGACGGUUGCACAUGUACAAGUAGCGACUUUUCAAGACUCCGGAAAAUGCAAAGGCUAUGCCUGGGUGACAUUCGAAGACCUCACAGCCGCAGAAGCAGCGGUGAGAGGCUUUGUUAUGGUUAACGAAGACGAUGAAGAUGAAGAAUUACAUGGGUCUGACUCCGAAAAUAACAAGAAGCCGAAGAAGCCGAAGCAAAGAAGGGUAUGGGUAAACCAGAUUUUGGGUCGACGUAUGCGGAUGGAGUUUGCAGAAGACGCAACAACACGGUACAAGAAACGUUUUGGUAAGGACGGCGAAGGCAAGAAAAAUCAAACUACAGAUAUUAGUGAGACAGGGCCCUUUGAGGACCAGGAUGCAACCGGAAGACCACCUCAACGAUCGCGAUCCGCAAGGACUACGCAGGAAAAGACGGAUUACUCAAGAUACGACAAGGAAACCGUGCAAAAGCUUAGUGGUGCCAUUGUUGAGUCUCAGGGAAAGAAGACUACGUUCGAUUGA
Messenger RNA from Aspergillus nomiae NRRL 13137, 1125 nucleotides. RefSeq names its product putative RNA binding protein Rnp24. The record is from RefSeq and is a predicted model, not a curated record. Bases 1 to 1125 code for a protein of 374 amino acids. The transcript has a single exon. Gene Ontology annotation, molecular function: mRNA binding. NCBI's taxonomy places the organism in Eukaryota, Fungi, Ascomycota, Eurotiomycetes, Eurotiales, Aspergillaceae. Gene Ontology annotation, cellular component: cytosol.